This is a messenger RNA of Schistocerca piceifrons (Central American locust), 1994 nucleotides long. It is a transcript of the gene Pstk, whose product is annotated as L-seryl-tRNA(Sec) kinase. The record is from RefSeq and is a predicted model, not a curated record. Bases 253 to 1212 code for a protein of 319 amino acids. Lineage: Eukaryota; Metazoa; Arthropoda; Insecta; Orthoptera; Acrididae. The transcript has 5 exons. Gene Ontology annotation, molecular function: tRNA binding; kinase activity.
UGUCAGAUUUAGUGUUCUGUGCUGCAGUGACAAUUUCAAAAAUGGUGUGGAGUUGCCGGCAACCGUGUUGAAUAGUUGAUUAUAUCGAAACGUUUAAUUUGUUGGAAAUAAGAGCUCACUGUCGAAGUUGAAUAAGCAGAUGCCAUGAAAUAAUAGUAACGUUAUGUAGACAUUGUCAAAUGAGUUUGGGUUAAGUCUUAUUUAGUAAUUGUAUACCAAAUUACUCUUAAGAAUUGCAAAUAUUGUGCUGUCAUGGAAAAUAAGGAAAGUGAGAUUGUGUUGCUUAUUUUACUUGGUUUGCCAGCUAGUGGCAAAACAACGUUCUCAAAAGUGUUGAUGAAGUUGAGUGGCGACGUUAAUGUUUCUGGAUCCGUGGGUGAAAAAAAUCACAGUAUAAUUCAUAUUUGUUAUGAUGCAUUAGUGCCACUACUUUCGCUUGAACAAACUAAGUGGAGUGAAACUCGUAAGAAGGUUGUUGUCGUAGUUGAAAAUAUUAUUUGCCUCCUGAAAACACAGAACUAUUUAGAACUAGACGACUACUUGCAGUGUAUGCAAAUAGAGAAGACCAAAAGGCACAUUUCACAAGCUACAGACGAAACUACAAUGGUCCUCAUAGAUGACAAUAUGUAUUACAGUAGUAUGCGGUAUGAAUAUUUUAAAAUGGCAAGAAGAUAUACAAUAAGUUUUGCAGAAAUCUGUUUACACUGUUCAGCAGAGGUGGCUUGUAGUCGCAACUCUCAGAGAUCAGAUGAUCGUGUGGCACAAGAUACUAUUAUUAGAAUGGCAGGAAAACUGUGCUGCCCCAGUAAGAAAAAUUCGUGGGAGAAAUGGUUCUGUUGUCUCUCAUCAGAAUCGCCAUUUGAUAAGAGAGAUGCACAAACUGUAUUCCGGGUUAUAGAGGAUAGCCUAAAGGAACCAGUUUUACCUGUGAAUAAUGAAGAUGAUGAGAAUGCACAUAAAAAAUGUGCUCCUAAUCUCAUUCAUGAAGCUGAUAUUGCUCUGCGGAAAGUUAUAGGUAGUAAAAUAAAGCAACUAUCUGCAAGCACCGCUGCUGGUAAAAAUAAGCAAUCCUUAAUUUUAAAGAAACAGUUACUCCUACAAGAAUUGAAAAGUGGUGUUCUGGAGGUGCCAGAAGCCAUAUAUAAAAUGUUUGAGACCAGAAGUGAUGAACUGCAGGAAGAAUUACAACAGUGGUGGCUAACUUUUUUAUGAGGAAUGUUUAGGUCCAGUACAGUAAAUGCAACUGUGAGAACUGGCAGAAAGCACUGGAAACACAGGUUCAUCACUUCAAGAAGCAGUUAUUGGGGUAGUGAUACAUAUAUCCCAAGCACUACCGCAUCAAGCAUGUCUGUCUGCUCCUAAAAGCAAUUUCUUUUAUUGCAGAGAAUAUCUCUAGAGGAAAAAGCGUUGGUCGUACUGAACAGAAAUGCAGUCAGUGAAUCUAGAAGGAUGCAGCAUUUCAGUGGAUGCAGAAAUGCUCGCGCAUGAGCAAAAAUAGCAUCACUAACUUGGAAAAUCAUUUAAUAUCAUUCCAAGAUGCAUGAACAAUAUUUCGAAGAAGUAAAAAGUAAGAGUGAAGGUGAAGCUAUCCACUGUUAUGAAGAAGAAUGUCGACUUAAGUGCCAGCAUUGGAACUGGAAUUGUAAAAUGGUGGAAAUGUUAGAGGAGAAAUGCUUUUGGAUUAUACGGGGAUAUCUAAAUCAUUGGAAGUGUUGGACAGAUGCAUACACAAACACAGAUGUAACAAAUGACAAAAAUUCCAUCUAAGUAUCGAAGAAUGGGUAGGAAUUGCUGGUUCUGCUGUGACUAGCCAACAAGCUGGGCUUUGAUCAGGGGCGAAAACUUGUGUAUAUUGUAAUGACUUUUUUAUAGACAAACUAGACUGUGACAAUGGAACAUUACAUUAAAAAACAAAUGACCAUUGAAGAAAUUCCUGAACUUCUUGAUUUUGUAAACAAUGGAAACAUGUCAGAAAUUAAUGAUACAUCUGACAA